Nicotiana tabacum (common tobacco) is the source of this 1837-nucleotide messenger RNA. The record is from RefSeq and is a predicted model, not a curated record. Lineage: Eukaryota; Viridiplantae; Streptophyta; Magnoliopsida; Solanales; Solanaceae.
UUUUUGUAUUCUGUUAUCUCCUUCAUUUUUGCCUCUUUCAAUUCUUAUUCCACUUCUUCGGUUCCUAAUUGCUUCAUCUCUCUUCAUUUUGUCUUUCACUAUACCCUGCCUCUUCAUUUCCUCUUCACUCCAAACUUCUCUCUCUCAACUAUAGGUGUCUUCUUUAAUUUUCUUCUUUCACUCUAAACAAACAAUGGCGGAUGAUGCAGGUUCCGGUUCCGGUUCCAGCUCUACGGACCAAGCACAAAAUCAGCGAACAGCUCAAAAGAACAAGUCUAAACAUACUCCUUUUUCAAAAGUGUGGAGCGAUGAAGACGAAGUCUCCCUACUUACAGGUAUUAUCAAGUUCCGUAAAGAAAAAGGACUUGAUAUACAAACAAAUAUGUUUGCAUUUUAUAAUUACGUUAUAGAUUCUCUUAUGCUUCGAGCAACAUUAACUCAGUUAAGAGAGAAAGUUAGAGCUUUGAGGAAAAAACAUGAGAAAAAUGUUAGCCGUAAAAAGGGUCCAAAAACUCCACAUGAGGUGGAGUUGUUCCAAUUGUCUCAAAAAAUAUGGAUGGUUAAUGUCAAAGAAUCUGAACACCAAAAAGAGUUUGUAGGCGGGAAAUCGGAAAUCCCAAACACAUCGGAACCCAGGCAGCCAGUAAAACAGAACUUACUGGAAAAUUGGAUGUCUCAGCAACACAUUCCAGAAAUUGAACAGCCAAAACAGGAAAUAAUACCGAAAAUUGGGCUGGGUUCGCAGAAUCUGCUAACAUUGCUAAAGCGUAUAGCAGAAGAUGUAGAACUUGUAGCAAAUGCUAUGUCACGUUCUCAAAGGCAAGUUGAUGGAGAACGGUCGGAUCUUUAUUUUCAAAGCACAGAUUUACUUGUGAAGUUUGGGAGAUUGGUGAAGGAGAUCAAAGCGAAACCAGAAAUGAGACAUUCUUCUGAACUACUUGAACAAGAGAUAUUAAAAGCCUACUUGGAAGCGAAGAUAGAGCACACACAAUUAGUUUCAAAUGCCUAUAAUACUUUCAUUCAGGUUGAUGUUGUUGUAGCUGCUCCGACCAAACCCAUGAAGAAAGGGAAGAGAGAAGCUGAGAAUGAAAUUGAGAAGUUAGGGAGUACAAAGAAGCAAAAGAAACAUUUGGCUGUAGCACAAGCUGCUGAGAAAAAGAAAAGCGAUGCAAAGGCUCAGAAGAAGAAGAAGAAGAAGAAACAAGAAACCAGUUCCUGUGACGAUAGCUCUCAGCCAGAAGACGAGAAGAAGCUUACUGAAGCAGCGGCACCUCCUAAGAAAGUAACUCCUGCCAAAAAUGAAAAAUUAGCCAGCAGUUCAGAUGACUCAGAUUCUUCAGGCGAGGAUGAAGCUCCUUCUAAGAAGGCUGUUGCAACUUCAAGUAAGAAUGGUCUUGCUGCUAAGAAUAAUGAUGAUCCGAGUGAUGAUUCUAAUUCUGAAGCCAAGAAACCUCCUGCUAAUGGCUCUGCUGCAGCUUCUAAGAAAGACGAGUCAAGUGAUGAGUCUAGUUCUGAGGAUGAUAGCAGCAGCUCCGAGGCGGACGAGGCGCCUGCUGCUGCCUCAAAAAAGGAAGAAUCUAGUGAUGAUGAUGAUGAUGAUGAUGAGCCUCCGUCUAAGGUAGUUUCUCAAUCAACAAAAGCUGCUCAAGCCGUGAAAAAGAAUAGUGACAGCUCUGAAGAAACCGACUAUGAUGAAGAUGAUUCUGAUUCGGACAAGGGAAAGGCUGCUGCUGUAUGUAAAAAGAAGGUUCCUUCAUCUGCAGACGGUGAUGAUGAGAGUAAGGAUGAUACUUCUGAAGAAAGUGAUGAAGAAGAGCCUCAAAAGAAAAAGAUCAAG